Nannospalax galili (Upper Galilee mountains blind mole rat) is the source of this 3355-nucleotide messenger RNA. RefSeq names its product laeverin (gene Lvrn). NCBI's taxonomy places the organism in Eukaryota, Metazoa, Chordata, Mammalia, Rodentia, Spalacidae. Gene Ontology annotation, cellular component: cytoplasm. The coding region runs from base 1 to 2979 and encodes 992 amino acids. Gene Ontology annotation, biological process: proteolysis; peptide catabolic process. The transcript has 20 exons. Gene Ontology annotation, molecular function: zinc ion binding; metalloaminopeptidase activity; peptide binding. The record is from RefSeq and is a predicted model, not a curated record.
AUGAGACCCCCUUCCAGCUCCGGCAUCUAUGUGAGCCGUGGAGUGGCCCUGCUGCUGGCCGGGCUGCUCAUCGCGCUCCUGCUGGUGCUGGUUGUGCUAGCUGCACUGUACGGCAAGAGCGCGCGCGUGCAGCCAUCCCAGCAGGACACUGUCCGGGUCCAGGAAGCCUCGUCGCUACCCCCUGGCGGGUGGGACCAGGUACCACCGACCCAGAGACCAGGCGCUGGACGUGAGCCGUCGGUGGCCACCACCCCGCAAGACUGGCGACCCCCGGAGCCCUGGGACCAGCUGCGCCUGCCGCCGUGGCUUGUGCCCCUUCACUAUGAUCUGCAGUUGUGGCCCCGGCUACGGCCCGAUGAUCUGCCCACGCCGAGCUUGACCUUCACCGGUCAGGUGAACAUCACCAUACGCUGCACAGUGGCCACCUCGCGAUUGCUGCUGCAUAGUCUCUUUCUGGAUUAUGAGCGCGUGGAAGUGCGGGGUCCCCUGGACCGGGAGACUAGGAACGCCACCCUGGGCAGCAUGCGGGUGGAUGAUGUUUGGUUCCCGCUCCACACGCAAUAUAUGGUACUGGAGCUCGGCCAGGCGCUGCAGCCGGGUAGUCGUUAUGAGCUGUACCUCAGCUUCUCUGGCAAGGUGCUGCAGGAAGUCACAGAGGGGCUCUUCCUGAAUGUCUACACCGACCAGGGCGAGCGCAGGGCCCUGAUAGCAUCUCAAAUGGAACCAACAUUUGCCAGGAACGUUUUUCCUUGUUUUGAUGAGCCAGCUCUGAAGGCAACUUUUAAUAUUACAAUUAUUCAUCAUCCAGGCUAUGUGGCUCUUUCCAAUAUGCCACAGCUAGGUCAAUCUGAAAAAGUCGAUGUGAAUGGAAGCAAAUGGACUGUUACUACCUUUCACACCACGCCCCACAUGCCAACUUACCUUGUUGCACUUGCUGUAUGUGAUUAUGACCAUGUCAACAGAACAGAGAGAGGCAAGGAGAUACGUGUCUGGGCCCGGAAAGACGCCAUUGCAAAUGGAAAUGCAGACUUUGCUCUAAACAUCACAGGUCCCAUCUUCUCAUUUCUGGAGGAUUUAUUUAAUAUCAGUUAUCCACUUCCAAAAACAGAUAUAAUUGCCUUGACCACUUUUGACAACAAAGCAAUGGAAAAUUGGGGGCUGUUGGUGUUUGAUGAGUCAUCAUUGUUGCUGCAACCAAAUGAUGAGCUGACAGAGAAAAAAGCUCUGAUCUCCUCCACUGUCUCCCAUGAGAUUGGACACCAGUGGUUUGGAAACUUGGUUACCAUGAGUUGGUGGAACAAUAUCUGGCUCAAUGAGGGGUUUGCGUCUUAUUUUGAACUUGGAAUAAUUAACUACUUCAACCCUAAACUUCCAAAAAAUGAGAUCUUUUUUUCUAACUUUUUACAUGAUGUCCUCAGAGAAGAUCAUGCCCUGGAGUCUAGAGCUGUGUCCAUGAAGGUGGACAAUUUGACAGAAACAAGUGAAAUCAUUGAACUCUUUGACUUAUUUACUUACAGCAAGGGAGCGUCUAUGGCCCGGAUGCUUUCUAGUUUCCUGAGUGAGCAUUUAUUUAUUAGUGCACUUAAGUCAUAUCUGGAGACAUUUUCUUACUCAAAUGCUGAGCAAGAUGAUCUAUGGAGACAUUUUCAAAUGGCCAUUGAUAAGCAGACUAUAAUUCAUUUGCCAGCAACAGUGAAAACCAUAAUGGACAGCUGGACAUACCAGAGUGGUUUUCCAGUCCUUACUUUAAAUGUGUCUACUGGUGUCAUGAUACAGGAGCCAUUCUAUCUUGAAAAGGUUGAAAAUCAGACUCUUCUAAGCCACAAUAGCACAUGGAUUGUCCCUAUACUUUGGAUGAAAAAUGGAAUCAUACAAUCUUUAGCCUGGCUGGAUAAAAGCAGCAAAAUAUUCCCUGAAAUGCAACUUUCAGAUUCUGACCAUGACUGGGUGAUUUUAAAUUUGAAUAUGACUGGAUAUUAUCGAGUUAAUUAUGAUAAAUUAGGUUGGAAGAAGUUAAAUCAACAGCUUGAAAAUGAUCCUAAGGCUAUUCCUGUUAUCCACCGACUGCAGUUGAUGAGCGAUGCUUUUACCUUAUCUAAAAACAAUUAUAUUGAGAUUGAGACAGCACUUGAUUUAACCAAGUACCUUGCUGAAGAAGAUGAAAUCAUAGUGUGGUGUGAAGUCUUGGUAAACUUGAUAAACAGGGAUCUUAUUUCUGAUGUGAACAACUAUGCUAUAUACCCAUUACUGAAGAAGUAUCUACUGAAGAGACUUGACUCAAUAUGGAAUAUUUAUUCAGCUAUAAUUCGAGAAAAUGUGGCAGCAUUACAAGACAAUUAUUUAGCUCUAAUAUCAUUGGAAAAACUUUUUGAAACAGCGUGUUGGUUGGGUCUUGAAGACUGUCUCCAGCUGUCAAAAGAGCUCUUCAGAAAAUGGAUGAAGCAUCCAGAGAAUGUAAUCCCACAUCCAAUUAGAAGUGUGGUUUUAUGCUAUGGCAUUGCCUUGGGAAGUGAUAAGGAAUGGGACUUUUUGUUAAGUGUUUACAACAAAACAAAAAAGGAAGAGGAAAGGAUUCAUCUGGCUUAUGCAAUGAGCUGCAGUAAAGAGCCAUGGAUACUGCACAGGUUUAUGGAGUAUGCCAUCACUUUACCUCCAUCCACCUUUAGUGAGGCAAAUGUGAUGGAAAUUGUGGCAGCAUCUGAAGUCGGCCGGUAUGUUGCAAAGGACUUUUUGGUCAAUAAUUGGCCAGCUGUGGGUAAAAGAUAUGGAGCACAGUCACUGGUUACUCUACUGUGUAUCAUAGGAAGGACCAUAAAUACAGAUCAACAGAUUACAGAGCUGCAGCAGUUUUUCAGUAACAUGUUGGAAGAGCACCAGAGGAUCGAGGUUCAUGCCAAAUUACAGGCAAUAAAAACUGAAAACCUGGAAAACAAGAAGAGAAAUGCCAGGAUGGUUGAGUGGCUUCGGAAGAACACAUGACUGGUGGCUACGUGCAGCAUGCACUUUGCAUUUUAUAAUCUUGUUUGCUCAGAUUUGUCUUGGUACUUUGUGACUCUAGAAAACUGGUUUCUCUUAUUUCAGUCUCAUUUUACUACACGCAAGUUCCUCUUCCUAGUGUCAUAUUCAGCCCCAGGGCUCAGUGAUUCCUGAGAAAUUCUGUCUACACUGCUGGAUAUCUAGGGCAGUUUUUAUGUCCCAUUGGGUGCAAACCCACAAAAUUUGCUUUAACUGCCUUGUGAAAAACAAAUUCACUUAAGAAAGUCUUGUUUAUUCUGCAGCGAAGGCCAGUGGAACAUUAAAUCUUCAGUAUUAAUGAAGAGCACAUUCUUUUCUGAUGAAAAUACAGACCUGAAGU